GAAAAAUGCAUAGUACUGUAGCGUGCGACCAAGCCGGUGGACUGGCUAGGGUCGGAGAUGAGCUACUCUCGUUAAAGCAGGGCACAAUGACCAUGCAACAUAAUUGAUCUCGCCUGAGCUGCUUAUGUAUUGCAAUGCGAUGUUUUUCCCCCUCCUCCUCGUUUUCGCUCAAUCCAAGGACAUUUGCUUGCACUGAAUACCGAGGCAAAGGGCAAAAGCUAGCCAACACUGAGUAUCUUGUGCAGCAGAUGUGACCAACCCAGCCUCAACGAGAGAGACACAAACAUUUCUUGCUGCACCCCAAUUUGUUGCAUGCCUUGAUAUCCUUCUCUCCACUCAUUGCCGGGAUGAAGACCGUAUUUUCGCUUGCCGGUGCGGCCUCGGCGCUGCUCUUCGGGGUGGCUGGUGACGCCCUGGCUCAAUCCGAUCCGGAUCCCGCUGGCACCAUCUAUGACGGUCCUGUACCGGACAGCCUCUACGGGUCUAACUUCAUAUAUCCCUGGCCUGUAAAGCAGUUGAACUUUUACAAUCAGCACCAAAACUUGUCGAUGGCGUUUAUGGACAUCCCAUCAACAUCCUCGUGCGGGGCAGACAACAAAAUAGCCGUUCUACUCCAUGGCGGCAACUUCUGCGGUGUCACCUGGUCGGAGACCGCGCGCAAUCUUUCUGCCGCAGGUUUUCGUGUAAUCCUACCAGAUGACAUCGGCUUCUGCAAGUCCAGCAAACCCCAAGGUUACUCAUACAGCGUCGACCAGCAGGCUAUGAACAUAAAGAGCCUGCUUACAGCACUCAACAUCAUCAAUCCUGUCACUGUGAUGGGUCACUCUAUGGGUGGAAUGAUCGCCGCUCGCUAUGGCCUCAUGUACCCUGACACUGUACACCAACUCAUCUUGGUCGAUCCGCUCGGCCUUGAAGACUGGGUUGCCAAAGGCGUGCCUUUCUUGUCGAUAGAUCAGACAUACGAGAGUCAAGUUGUGCAGACCUUUGAUACCUUGAAGGCCUAUGAGAAGGCUAAUUACUUCUACAACGCCACAUGGGAGCCUUCGUAUGACGUUUGGGUGCAGAUGCUUGCAGAUAUCUACGCUAGUGAUUACGGCAGCGAGUACGCCUACGUUAUGGCCCUCGUCACCGAUGCUUUGUUGAGCCAGCCCGUCGUCUAUCAACUGCCGUUACUGAAGACACGAACCUACCUCAUGGUUGGUGAGAACGACAUCACAGCUCUCGGUAAAGCCUGGUCCUCCACCGCAGUUGCUGCUACACUGGGACACUACGACGUGAUUGGUCCGGUCGCUGCUGCUGCCAUCCCAAACAGUACUUUUCAUAUAUUUUCAGGGUUGGGUCAUGCGCCCUUCUUACAGGACCCUGAGGCCUUCCACCGGGUUCUUUUCUCAUGGCUUGACUAAAAGAGGGAGUUGUCAUGAUAACAGAGCAGAUAUUCUAUUCUUAUUGAGAAGAACUGUAAAUGACUGUAACAUAAAUACUUAAUUAACCAAAUUAAACAGAAG
Messenger RNA from Truncatella angustata, 1505 nucleotides. RefSeq names its product Alpha/Beta hydrolase protein. Lineage: Eukaryota; Fungi; Ascomycota; Sordariomycetes; Amphisphaeriales; Sporocadaceae. The record is from RefSeq and is a predicted model, not a curated record. The transcript has a single exon. The coding region runs from base 348 to 1403 and encodes 351 amino acids.